AUUUUUUUAACCAUCACCAAUAAUCGAAUCAUAUAUGAUGAAAAAAAAUUGUUUGGGGUUAAUACGUUGCCGAAAAAAUAUCAAGUUUUUCAUUAUUGAACUUUCAGUGUAUAAAACGAUCGAUUUGUUUUGUUUUGUCGAAAGUAUUUCUGGUUUCAUCACUUUUUUAUUAUCGAUGGAUAUCAAUGAUUAUGAUAAUCGAUCACUAAAUAUUCCAACAAAUAUGUCAAUGAUACGAACAACAUCCAAUAUCGAAUCGAAUAGAACUGGUGAUAAUGAUCAUCAUAAUUAUCAAAUGAUGAUAUUAUCCAGAUUAGAUCAAAUGGACAAACGUUUUAAUCAAAUGGACAAACGUUUUAAUCAAAUGGACAAACGUUUUGAUCGAAUUGAAACAAAAGUUGAUGAUUUUACAAAAAAAUUGGAUAAAAUCAUCGAACAUCAUCAUUCAUCGAAUUUUAAUGAAAACGAAAAAAAUCAAUCAAUCAAUAAUGAUGAUGAUUUGGAACAAUCAAUGAAUUCAUCAUCGAAUGUUAUUUCAUUUUCCGAUGAAGAAGAACUAGAACAAGAAGUUGAAGAAUGCAAUUCCAUCUUGUUAACAAGCGACGAUGAUUCAUCAAUCGUUUCGGAAAAUUUUUCUGUAGAUAAUAAUGAUAGUGGUCAUUCGGAAUUCAUAUUGGACAACAACAACGAUUCAUCAUUAUCAAAUCAUGAUUCAAAAUCAAUGAAAAUUAAUCAAAAAAAGAAGACGAUUACUAAUGAUAAUGAUGAUGCUAUCGAAAAACUUGCUUGUUCUAAAUGCUCAUUUGAAUUCGAUACACCACUACAAUUGUUACGUCAUCACCGAACACAUCGACCAAAUCGAAAACAUAUUUGUCAUAUUUGUGGUGAUAAACCAUAUGAAUGUAAACAAUGUCAUUAUGCAACUGCACGACAAUUCGAUUUAAAAAAACAUCGUCGUGUACAUUCAUCUGAUCGACCACACAAAUGCAAUCAAUGUGGAUAUCGAUAUUAUUCACAAAAAGAAUUCAAAAUUCAUAUUAAGCGUUGGCAUACUGCUAAUGAUAAACAAAAAAAACAUCAAUGUAAUAUUUGUUCAAAAGCAUUUACAUUGAAAUACAAUCUUCAACGCCAUAAACUUAUUCAUACAGAUGAAAGACCAUUCGGUUGUCAAUAUUGUCAUCAAAGAUUUCGUCGUAAAGAUUCACUUCAAAAUCAUAGCCUAAUGCAUACUACUAAUGAUGAUGAUAAUAAUGGACAAAACAAACAUCAAUGUAAUAUUUGUUCCAAAACAUUUGCAAAGAAUUUCAGUCUUGAACGCCAUAAACUUAUUCAUACAGAUAAAAGACCAUUCGGUUGUCAAUAUUGUCAUCGCAGAUUUCGUCUUAAACAUCAUCUUCAAAAUCAUAUUAAAAGUAAACAUUCAUAGUGAUCAAUCAAUUCGAUUGAUUUUUUGUAAUCAAAAUUCAAAGACAAAAAAAAAUUGAAAAUACUUUCUCAAGCUACUAAACAUUGACGAUAGUUGG
Messenger RNA from Dermatophagoides pteronyssinus (European house dust mite), 1523 nucleotides. RefSeq lists its product as uncharacterized. Gene Ontology annotation, cellular component: nucleus. The record is from RefSeq and is a predicted model, not a curated record. Gene Ontology annotation, molecular function: DNA-binding transcription factor activity, RNA polymerase II-specific. Gene Ontology annotation, biological process: regulation of transcription by RNA polymerase II. NCBI's taxonomy places the organism in Eukaryota, Metazoa, Arthropoda, Arachnida, Sarcoptiformes, Pyroglyphidae.